Epinephelus moara (kelp grouper) is the source of this 2828-nucleotide messenger RNA. It is a transcript of the gene tmx2a, whose product is annotated as thioredoxin-related transmembrane protein 2a. Lineage: Eukaryota; Metazoa; Chordata; Actinopteri; Perciformes; Serranidae. The transcript is spliced from 8 exons. Gene Ontology annotation, molecular function: disulfide oxidoreductase activity. The coding region runs from base 110 to 1033 and encodes 307 amino acids. Gene Ontology annotation, biological process: brain development. The record is from RefSeq and is a predicted model, not a curated record. Gene Ontology annotation, cellular component: membrane-bounded organelle.
CAUAUCCGCGUUGUUUGGCGCAUGCGCAGCUCGAACCAGUCGUCCAAUCAGUUAGUUCAGCUGUCAUUCCGCCUCAAACCUCUCGAGGUUGACAGUUGUCUCUGCCAGCAUGGGACUCAUCACAGGACUCAUUACUUUCUUGUACCACUUACCGCAGAUUUACAAAUGGCUGCUGAAGCCGUAUUAUAUCACCUCGGUCCUCAUGACCGUCGCCUUCCUGCUGGUCCGAAAGGCUCCCGGUUUGUGCGAGCACCUGGCGACCCAGCGGGAGGACGGCAACUCCUGCGACUUUGACUGGAGAGAGGUGGAGAUUCUCAUGUUCCUCAGUGCAAUAGUGAUGAUGAAGAACAGGAGAGCAAUCACACUGGAGCAGCACAUGGGCAACUUGUUCCUGUUCAGUAAAGUGGCCAACGUCAUCCUCUUCUUCAGGCUGGACAUUCGGCUCGGCAUCCUUUACCUCGCAUUGUGUGUUGCAUUCGUCAUGACCUGUAAGCCACCACUCUACAUGGGCCCCGAGUACAUAAAGUACUUCAGCGACAAGACCAUAGAUGAGGAGCUGCAGAGUGACAGUCGUAUCACCUGGAUUGUUGAAUUCUACGCCAACUGGUCCUCUGAGUGCCAGUCCUUCGCUCCCGUCUUUGCCGACCUUUCACUCAAGUACAACUGUGCUGGACUCAGGUUUGGGAAGGUGGACAUUGGACGCUAUGGAGAGGUUUCAGAGAGGUACAAGGUGAGUACCUCUCCUCUGGCUAAGCAGCUGCCCACACUGGUGCUUUUCCAAGGAGGGCGCGAACUUAUGAGACGUCCGAUGGUGGACAAUAAAGGCAGAGCAGUGUCUUGGACCUUCAAUGACGAGAACAUUAUCCGAGAGUUUAACCUCAACGAGCUCUUCCAAAAAUACAAGAAGCUGAACAAAAGUCGUGCUUUGAAAGAAGGGGAGCAGAACUACACUCAGCCAGAGGAGGGCAGCGACGAGCUCGAGCCUGAAACCAACAACCCGGAGCAGCCCACAGAGAGCAAGAAAGACCAGUGAAGUGGAGAGGAUGAUUCAGGGUUGAUGCUAGAAUGGAUGGUCCGAGGGAUGGGGGAAGGACCGUCAGAAUUGAUUUUGACUGCAGACACAAAGCUUUUUCUAACGUCAUUGCAUCUCAGCAAUAAGCGUUGAGUCCACAGCUCCACAUCCAGGGGUAUAUGGACUCUGGUGGAAAGCUGACAGAGGGCUCACCACAGUCGGCACAGACCUCGCCGACUUCCCGCCCUCUCUCUGGUUCUCUGGCAUAAGAGCAGAUAAGGGUGGGCCAGUUGGGCCUGCCGGAGGCUGCUUAGGGGCUGUGGGAUAGAGCCAGGCAACUGAGAGUCAAGCCAGGGGUCUGUGUGCACACCAGGUGCCCAUUGCUUGCUGUCCUCCAGUGUCCAUGCACUGGAUGUGGAACCUCCAACAUGCUUUCCUCUUCAGCCCCAGUAAAGCCUUCAGCAAGCCUCAGUGAUCCAGGCUGUGCUCUGCUCCUCCACCAGAGAACCAGAGGGAGAGCAGGGGAUCAGCAGAGUCCGUGUCCAGGCCCGUUAGCCCCCUGUCAGCGUUCCUCAACUGUCCAUAGACCCCUGGAUGUGGAGCAGUCUUUGUCAUUUGUGUUUUUUCAGUUUUCUUUGCAAGGAUUUUGUGCCCCUGCUCUCUGAAUGUUUGUUCACUAUGACCGGACAAACAACAUUUUGUGUUCUAGCCAAUCACAGCACAGUAUGGCGGGACUUGUCCCUCCAGACUAUCCAUUCUAGCAUCAAUUAUGAUUCAGAGAGGGGCUGCAAGUCUUUAUUUUCUUCUGACAUUGCCAUGCCUUACAUUAUUGCAAAACAUUAUGGAAUGAAAAGAGGAAAAUGGGUUUGACACUACUAGAUGUCAUCUCUACACUAUGUCUUUACUGUGGCGAAUAAAUACCCAAAAAAGCUAGACCACAUUUCCCUGGUCUGAGUGGAUAUGAUGCCGUAUGGUGUGGACGCAGCUAUGCACAAGCUAAGCGAUGACUUGGGGACAUUUUAUUACAUUUAUUAAGUUAUUUGAGGGGGAAAAAUGCCUUUUUUUGUAAUGAUUGUUUUUCAGCCACAUCUCAUCACUGCAUGUAAACCCUUGCUGCCUGUAUUUUGUGUGUUUACUGAUGUCUCAUGUUUCAAAACCAAAGUGAAGCUGAAAUUAAAAGUGUGACAAGUAAAGAUUCACAACACAUUGAAUUUUUCAUCAGUUUGACCUUUUUAUUCUGAGAAGACAUCUUUUUAAAAACUCUUUAUAAGGCCAUUUUGGAAAUGUUUUUAAUGUACUUGUUACAGAUAUUUGUGAAACUCGUUCCAUUCAUCACAGCCCACAAUAGCGAUAUUUUAUCUCACAUAGAAGUAUACUCACUGUACUCACAUAGUUUCAAAUUGUUCAGCGGCCAUCAUCCUUGGCCAGAAAGGAAGAAAAGUAACACAGGUUCUCUUUAUCUCUGUACGACGGCUGCCCGUGCCAUUAGUGAUGCUUCUUUUCUUGUUGCCACCCACACAUCAACCAGGUGGGCUUUUGACAAUAUUCUCACAAGUACGCACGCCAGUGAAGCAUUCAGCACGACAAACAAAAGUCACAUGCACACCGAAGACAUAGCCUGGGAGGGUUGAAAAUUCGUAACACGGUCUCUUGGGUUGAACGAUGAUACUUGUGUGCUUCAAGCGUGUACUUCUCCCCCAAAGACGUGCUACAUUCAGCCAGCUUUGACAUUCUACUGCUAACACCGCUGUAGUUCUCGACAGAAAAAAAUUAAAAUAAAUAAAACCUUAACCGUAAUGCCCGAUCGUCAAACACC